Molecule: messenger RNA, 5814 nt
Organism: Daphnia pulex (common water flea)
Lineage: Eukaryota; Metazoa; Arthropoda; Branchiopoda; Diplostraca; Daphniidae
Product: mucin-5AC-like
Exons: 46
Coding region: 103-5679 (1858 amino acids)
Molecular function (GO): protein binding
Source: RefSeq, a predicted model, not a curated record
GUUGGUGUUGUUUUGCCAUUGCUGGUUGAUUUAAAAAACAGUGCUUUUAAUAUAAAAAUAACAAAUAUUUUGAGUGUUAGCCAAGCUUUCGUUGAAAUCAACAUGGGAAAAAUGAAGAUUUAUUACUGCGUAUUCUUCGUCUAUAUUUGCUUUUUAUCUUGCGUUACUGGAAAAACUGAUGGUACCUUUUCAUUUACUACAGCUACAGCCACUACGGCUUCAGCUUGCGCUAUUUCUGCUGAAGGCAUAGUCGCGAAAAUUAGUUCAACUGAUUCUAUUGGGCAUACUACUGUUUCCAGGGAAAUUGCGGUCAUUGAGUCCAUCCUAAGGGAAAAAUGCGAAAAAAAGCGAAGAUCGUCGACUAUCACCAGUCCGUCGACCACCGCUAAUCCAUCGACCACCGCCAACCCGUUGACCACCGCCAACCCGUCGACCAUCACCAGUCCGUCGACGGCCGCACAUCCGUCGACCACCCCCAAUCCGUCGACUGCAGCCAAUCCGUCGACCACCACCAAUCCGUCGACCACCACCAAUCCGUCGACACCCGCCAAUCCGUCGAUCACAGCCAAUCCAUCGACCACCGCCAAUCCGUCGACCACCGCCAGUCCGUCGACUGCAGCCAAUCCGUCGACCAUCGCCAGUCCGUCGACCAAUGCCAAUCCGUCAACUGCAGCCAAUCCGGCGACCACCGCCAAUCCGUCGACCACCACCAAUCCGUCGACCACAACCAAUCCGUCGACCAUCGCCAAUCCGUCGACCAUCGCCAGUCCGUCGACCAUCGCCACUCCGUCGACCAUCGCCAAUCCGUCGACCAUCACCAAUCCAUCGACCACCACCAACCCGUCGACCGUCACCAGUCCGUCAACCAUCGACAAUAAGUCGACGGCCGCACAUCCUUCGACCACCACCAAUCCAUCGACCACCGCCAAUCCGUCGACCGCAACCAAUUCGUCGACCAUCGCCAGUCCGUCGACUGCAGCCAAUCCGUCGACCACCGCCAAUCCGUCGACCACUGCCAAUCCGUCAACUGCAGCCAAUCCGUCGACCACCGCCAAUCCGUCGACCAUCGCCAGUCCGUCGUCCACUUUCAAUCCGUGGACCCCCACCAAUCCAUGGACCACCGCCAAUCCGUCGACCACCGCCAAUCCGUCGACCACAACCAAUCCGUCGACCAUCGCCAAUCCGUCGACCAUCGCCAGUCCGUCGACCAUCCACAGUCCAUCGACAGCAGCCAAUCUGUCGACCAUCGCCAGUCCGUUCCAUGACGCUGGUACCUUUUCAUUUACUACAGCUACAGCCAUUACGGCUUCAGCUUGCGCUCUUUCUGCUGAAGGCCUAGUCGUGGAAAUUAGUUCAACUGAUCCUAUUGGGCAUACUACUGUUUCCAGGGAAAUUGCGGUCAUUGAGUCCAUCCUAAGGGAAAAUUGCGUAAAAAAGCGAAGAUCUACUAAAAUUGCUACAGAGGCUUCAAUUUCUCCGGUAACUAAUGAAAAUCCGUCGACUAGGCCUACAUCCAAUCCACCGACUACAUUCAGUCUGUCGACCAUCGCCGAUCCGUCGACCACCGACAAUCCGUCGACCAUCAACAAUCCGUCGACCAUCGCAAGUCCGUCGACCAUCACCAGUCCGUCGACCACCGCCAAUCCAUCGACCACCGCCAACCCGUCGACCACCGCCAACCCGUCGACCACCAUCAAUCCGUCGACCCCCGCCAAUCCGUCAAUCACAGCCAAUCCAUCGACCACCGCCAAUCCGUCGACCACCGCCAAUCCGUCGAUUGCAGCCAAUCCGUCGACCAUCGCCACUCCGUCGACUGCAGCCAAUCCGUCGACCACUGCCAAUCCUUCAACUGCAGCCAAUCCGUCGACCACCGCCAAUCCGUCGACCAUCGCCAGUCCGUCGACCACAACCAAUCCGUCGACCAUCGCCAAUCCGUUGACCAUCGCCAGUCCGUCGACCACCGCAAAUCCAUCUACCACCGCCAAUUUGUUGACCAUCGUAAGUCCGUCGACCACUGCUAAUCCGUCGACCACCGCCAAUCCGUCAACCACCGCAAAUCCAUCGACCACCGCCAAUCCGUCGACCACUGCCGAUCUGUCGGCUGCAGCCAAUCCGUCGACCAUCGCCAAUCUGUCGACCGCAGCCAAUCCUUCGACCACCGUGAAUCCUUCGACCACCGCCAAUUCGUCGAUCAUCGCAUAUCCGUCGACUACAGCCGAUACUACUACUGGGUUUACAACUAUGGUUGUAGGACCGAAAGAACGCACAACGGUGGCGGCUAGUAAGUUAGUAAGAAACAUUCCUCCUGGAACCUGUUCCUGUUCAAACCUGGAAAUAAGUUCGACGGCUUCCAGUGUUGCUACUACAAUUAGUGGCCAAGAACGCACAACGGUGGCGGCUAUAAUAAGAAGCAUUCCUCCUGAAACCUGUUCCUGUUCAAACCUGGAAAUAAUUUCGACUGCUUCUAGUGUUGCUACUACAAUUAGUGGCCAAGAGUCCAUCUUAAUGCAAAAUAGCGUCAAAAGUCGUAGAAUUAUUUUUGAAGAAAGCGGAGAAAUUCCUGCUUUUCAACCUACAGCUCCGUCGACUACAAACAAUCCGCCGACUAACGCCAAUCCGUCGACUACCGCCAAUCCGUUGACUACCACCAAUCCGACAACUACAGCUGCUCCUACUAGUGGGCUUACAACUAUCGUUGUAGAACCGAAAGAACGCACAACGGCGGCGGCUAUAAUAAGAAACAUUCCUCCUGCAAUCUGUUCCUGUUCAAACCUGGAAAUAAGUUCGACUGCUUCUAGUGUUGCUACUACAAUUAAUGGCCAAGCAGAACGCACAACGGCGGCGGCUAGUAAGUUAAUAAGAAGCAUUCUUCCUGAAACCUGUUCCUGUUCAAACCUGGAAAUAAGUUCGACUGCUUCUAGUGUUGCUACUACAAUUAGUGGCCAAGAGUCCAUCUUAGGGCAAAAUAGCGUCAAAAGUCGUAGAAUUAAUUUUGAAGAAAGCGACGAAACUCCUGCUUUUCAACCUACAGCUCCGUCGACUACCGCCGAUCCGACAACUACAGCUGCUCCUACUAGUGGGCUUACAACUAUUGUUGUAGGACCGAAAGAACGCACAACGGCGGCGGCUAUAAUAAGAAACAUUCCUCCUGGAAUCUGUUCCUGUUCAAACCUGGAAAUAAGUUCGACUGCUUCUAGUGUUGCUACUACAAUUAAUGGCCAAGAACGCACAACGGCGGCGGCUAUAAUAAGAAGCAUUCCUCCUGAAACCUGUUCCUGUUCAAACCUGAAAAUAAGUUCGACUGCUUCUAGUGUUGCUACUACAAUUAGUGGCCAAGAGUCCAUCUUAGGGCAAAAUAGCGUCAAAAGUCGUAGAAUUAAUUUUGAAGAAAGCGACGAAACUCCUGCUUUUCAACCUACAGCUCCGUCGACUACCGCCGAUCCGACAACUACAGCUGCUCCUACUAGUGGGCUUACAACUAUUGUUGUAGGACCGAAAGAACGCACAACGGCGGCGGCUAUAAUAAGAAACAUUCCUCCUGGAAUCUGUUCCUGUUCAAACCUGGAAAUAAGUUCGACUGCUUCUAGUGUUGCUACUACAAUUAAUGGCCAAGAACGCACAACGGCGGCGGCUAUAAUAAGAAGCAUUCCUCCUGAAACCUGUUCCUGUUCAAACCUGGAAAUAAGUUCGACUGCUUCUAGUGUUGCUACUACAAUUAGUGGCCAAGAGUCCAUCUUAGGGCAAAAUAGCGUCAAAAGUCGUAGAAUUAAUUUUGAAGAAAGCGACGAAACUCCUGCUUUUCAACCUACAGCUCCGUCGACUACCGCCGAUCCGACAACUACAGCUGCUCCUACUAGUGGGCUUACAACUAUUGUUGUAGGACCGAAAGAACGCACAACGGCGGCGGCUAUAAUAAGAAACAUUCCUCCGGGAAUCUGUUCCUGUUCAAACCUGGAAAUAAGUUCGACUGCUUCUAGUGUUGCUACUACAAUUAAUGGCCAAGAACGCACAACGGCGGCGGCUAUAAUAAGAAGGAUUCCUCCUGAAACCUGUUCCUGUUCAAACCUGGAAAUAAGUUCGACUGCUUCUAGUGUUGCUACUACAAUUAGUGGCCAAGAGUCCAUCUUAGGGCAAAAUAGCGUCAAAAGUCGUAGAAUUAAUUUUGAAGAAAGCGACGAAACUCCUGUUUUUCAACCUACAGCUCCGUCGACUACCGCCGAUCCGACAACUACAGCUGCUCCUACUAGUGGGCUUACAACUAUUGUUGUAGGACCGAAAGAACGCACAACGGCGGCGGCUAUACUAAGAAACAUUCCUCCUGGAAUCUGUUCCUGUUCAAACUUGGAAAUAAGUUCGACUGCUUCUAGUGUUGCUACUACAAUUAAUGGCCAAGAACGCACAACGACGGCGGCUAUAAUAAGAAGCAUUCCUCCUGAGACCUGUUCCUGUUCAAACCUGGAAAUAAGUUCGACUGCUUCUAGUGUUGCUUCUACAAUUAGUGGCCAAGAGUCCAUCUUAGGGCAAAAUAGCGUCAAAAGUCGUAGAAUUAAUUUUGAAGAAAGCGACGAAACUCCUGCUUUUCAACCUACAGCUCCGUCGACUACAAACAAUCCGCCGACUAACGCCAAUCCGUCGACUACCGCCAUUCCGUCGACUACCACCGAUCCGACAACUACAGCUGCUCCUACUAGUGGGCCUACAACUAUUGUUGUAGGACCGAAAGAACGCACAACGGUGGCGGCUAUCCUGGAAAUAAGUUCGAUUGCUUCUAAUGUUGCUACUACAAUUAGUGGCCAAGAUUCCAUCUCAUCGCAAAAUAGCAGAAAAUUGAUUCGUGGAUUUUUUUCUGGAGGGAGCGAUGAAACUCCUGAUUCUGAACCUAAAACCAUUACAACAACAGCUGAAAAUGGAAGAUCCGCUUCAAUCAAUGUUCAAAUCCAGAAAGAGGUCAACGAACUUGGAAAAUCCUUAGACGUAGCAGCAAACGAGAUGAAUGAAUUGAACCACACAUUGAACAGUAUAAUCAAAUACAGGAAGCGGUUAGAUGCCAUUUCAACAGAUUUAGAAAAAAAAGUACAAGAAGAUGCAAAACUUCUGAGAGAAGUUGAAGAGCAAAUAGAAAAUAUGGGGAUUAUUGAAAAAGAACUAAAUAUGAAAGAAGCAAUGCUGCUCGCAUUGAACGGACGAGAAACUUUAUUGAGCAACAAAAUUGAACAUGAUUUGAACUUUUACAACGAUCCUAGCGUCCAUGAUAGCUGGAAUAUUUCAUUUUUUGCGCAACACACUGGUACCUUCGAUGUCAAGACUGUCAUACAUCCUUAUGACAUAGUUCCUUUAAACCAAGGCCAGUGUUUCAGUUCUUCGUCGGGUGUGUUUACUGUACCAUUCCACGGCAUAUAUCAUUUCUAUUUCACAGCAUUGAAAACGAAAAAGCAAGAGUCUGGAACAGGCCGUUUAACAAUACAACUCGUGAAAAACCGAAAAAUCGUUCCAACUUUUCGGGAAGUGUUGGCUGAAAUUCAUAUGGAUUCAACUGAUUCGUACGGGUUUUUCCCCUUGCAAUUACAAGCAACCGCCGAACUGCAGGAAAGGGAUGAGAUAACUGGAGAAUUGUUUGAAGGUUCACUUUACGAUCACCCUCUUACCAGUUUUGGUGGCUUUCUUAUUAACCGUUUAUGAAAUGAAAUUUCCUUAUUUCAUUUAAAUAUUCUAAAUUUUAUAUUUUACUAUUUUUGACAUGUUAAACGAUUCUACUAAAAAGUACUGUAGUUAACCAUGCUUUAUUGAAAGAAAAUAAACAUAGUUAACUAUAGA